Messenger RNA from Fukomys damarensis (Damara mole-rat), 5878 nucleotides. It is a transcript of the gene Afap1, whose product is annotated as actin filament associated protein 1. Lineage: Eukaryota; Metazoa; Chordata; Mammalia; Rodentia; Bathyergidae. The transcript has 18 exons. The record is from RefSeq and is a predicted model, not a curated record. Gene Ontology annotation, cellular component: cytosol. The coding region runs from base 285 to 2723 and encodes 812 amino acids. Gene Ontology annotation, molecular function: SH3 domain binding; SH2 domain binding.
AGCAAGGACAGUUGACCUGGUCACUCCUGGCUCCCCAGCUUUAGCAGUGCCAGGCCCACGUUAGGUGCUCUCUGAGCAUUCGGCCAUGACAGCUGGCAGAACACAGGAGAGGCCCAUGAGCUGCUUUGACCUCUGGUGUGACAUGUUCAGGGUUAAGCACAGAGAGUUCAGUGUCACCGUGCGACACGCGACCGCGUCUGACCCGUGCUGUGGGAACCCACAGGGCCUGCUCCCGUGCAGUGCUAGAAGCCUCUGUUGCAUGGCUGUGUGACUUCGCUCCAGCGAUGGAAGAGUUAAUAGUUGAACUCCGCCUCUUUCUUGAGCUUCUGGACCACGAAUACCUGACCUCCACUGUCAGGGAGAAGAAGGCAGUGCUGACCAACAUCCUGCUUCGGAUCCAGUCCUCCCGAGGCUUUGACGUGAAGGACCAUGCUCAGAAGCCGGAGACCAGCAGCCUGCCGGCACCCCCGCAGAUGCCCCUGCCGGAGAUCCCGCAGCCCUGGCUGCCUCCUGACAGCGGGCCCCCACCGCUGCCGACGUCCUCCCUCCCGGAAGGCUACUAUGAGGAAGCCGUGCCACUGAGCCCCGGAAAGGCCCCGGAGUACAUCACGUCCAAUUAUGACUCGGACGCCAUGAGCAGCUCCUACGAGUCGUACGACGAGGAGGAAGAGGAUGGGAAGGGGAAGAAGGCCCGGCACCAGUGGCCCUCGGAGGAGGCCUCCAUGGACCUCGUGAAGGACGCCAAGAUCUGCGCCUUCCUGCUGCGCAAGAAGCGCUUUGGCCAGUGGACCAAGCUUCUGUGCGUCAUCAAGGACACCAAGCUGCUGUGCUACAAAAGUUCCAAGGACCAGCAGCCGCAGAUGGAGCUGCCGCUGCAGGGCUGCAGCAUCACGUACAUCCCGAAGGACAGCAAGAAGAAGAAGCACGAGUUGAAGAUCACACAGCAGGGCACAGACCCGCUGGUGCUGGCGGUGCAGAGCAAGGAGCAGGCGGAGCAGUGGCUGAAGGUGAUCAAGGAGGCCUACAGCGGCUGCAGUGGCCCAGCGGAGCCGGAGUGCCCACCCCCGGCCAGCGCCCCGCUGCAGAAGGCAGAGCUGGAGAAGAAGCUGUCUUCAGAGAGACCCAGCUCGGACGGGGAGGGGGCCUUGGAGAACGGAGUCACCUGCAACGGGAAGGAGCAAGUGAAGAGGAAGAAGAACUCCAAAGCGGAGGCCAAAGUCACAGUGUCCAAAGUCACUGGGAAGAAGAUCACCAAGAUCAUCGGUCUGGGGAAGAAGAAGCCAUCCACCGACGAGCAGACCUCAUCCGCCGAGGAGGACGUGCCCACCUGCGGCUACCUGAACGUGCUGUCCAACAACCGCUGGCGGGAGCGCUGGUGCAGGGGGAAGGACAACAAGCUCGUCUUCCACAAGGACAGGGCCGACCUGAAGACCCACAUCGCCUCCAUCCCGCUCCGCGGCUGCGAGGUGAUCCCGGGCUUGGACUCCAGGCACCCCCUGACCUUCCGGCUGCUCCGCAAUGGGCAGGAGGUGGCCGUGCUCGAGGCCUCCUCUUCAGAAGACAUGGGCAGGUGGAUCGGGAUCCUGCUGGCGGAGACGGGGUCGUCCACUGACCCGGGCGCCCUGCACUAUGACUACAUAGACGUGGAGAUGUCGGCCAACGUCAUCCAGACGGCCAAGCAGACCUUCUGCUUCCUGAACCGGCGCGGGGUGUCCACCAGCCCCUACCUGGGGAGCACCACCAAUGGCUACUCGCACCCCAGCGGCACAGCGCUGCACUACGACGAUGUCCCCUGCGUCAACGGCUCGUGGGACGCGGAGGACGGCGGCCACCCCGCCUGCUGUGGCCGGGGCCCGGGAGAAGAGGUGCUGUACGAUAACGCGGGCCUCUACGAUAACUUGCCGUCUCCGAAAGUCUUUGCUCGCCCCUCUCCUGCGGACAGGAAGGCUUCGCGGCUGUCCUCUAACCACUACAAGUCCCCCGCCUCGGGCCUGCCCUGCACCCUGCCUGUCACUAACACCUCUUCUGUGGGGAGGGCAUCUCUCGGGCCACAGCCCCAGCUUAAGGGUAAGAAGCCCCCAGCAGCAUCUAACGGGGUUCUGGGCAAAGGGAAGACUCUGAGCAGUCAGCAGAAAAAGGCGGAUUCCACGGCCGGCGUGAAGCGGACAGCUUCCAAUGCUGACCAGUACAAGUAUGGCAAGAACCGGGUGGAGGCGGACGCCAAGCGGCUGCAGACCAAAGAGGAGGAGCUGCUGCAGAGGAAGGAGGCGCUGCGGAACAGGCUGGCGCAGCUGCGGAAGGAGAGGAGAGACCUGCGAGCUGCCAUCGAGGUGAACGCAGGCAGGAAGACCCAGGUGGUGCUGGAGGAGAAGCUGAGGAAGCUGGAGGAGGAGUGCAAGCGGCGGGAGGCGGAGCGCGUGAGCCUGGAGCUGGAGCUGACCGAGGUGACGGAGAGCCUGAAGAGAGCCCUGGCCGGCGGCGUCACCCUGGGGCUGGCCAUCGAGCCCAAGUCAGGGACGUCCAGCCCGCAGUCCCCUGUGUUCCGGCAUCGGACUCUGGAGAACUCGCCGGUCUCCAGCUGCGACACAAGUGACGCUGAGGGGCCUCUGCCUGUGAACAGCGCCGCCGUCCUGAGGAAGAGCCCUCCGGCCACAGGCAGCUCGCCCUGCCGGGGUCACGUGCUGCGGAAGGCCAAGGAGUGGGAACUGAAGAACGGGACAUAGGAAGGGAGGCGGCCCCAGCCCCAGGCAGACUGCACCCCGCCCGGCUCCCCGUCUGCGACAGGUGCUCCCCAGGGUGGCCCACACAGGACGUCCGCGGCUCUGCAGCCAAGCUCUGCCCUGCCACCCUCGCCCAUCUGCCCGCGUGUCCUUCCUACUGUAGGACGGUGCCCUUUUGAAAAGUUUACUGUAAGACUUUAGCUUCUAAUUUUUCUUGUUCAAAAACAAACAGAAAGGAAUGGUGAGUGUUGUGACAGAUUCCUAGGCGGAUGGACCAGCUGCAUCUCCCCAACCAGCUGAACGACUGCCCCACCCCAGCCAACAGGCAGCAGAUGGACAGACAGAGACCCCGGGCCCGCAGGAGCCUGGCUGGACCUGGAGCAGCUCCCAGGCCCUGCCUUCUCGUGUCUGGUGUCCCCGUUUGGGCGUGCAGUGUCAGGAUCAUCAGUGACCACGCGAGGUUGGCUUCUGUGGCCGAAGUGGGGCCGGCGUGGGCACUGUGUCCAGCACCCCAUCCACUUCUGCACCCUUCAGAGGGAAAGACACGAGAGCCUUGUGCUGUGAAGCCAUUUCUACCUUCUAAUUAUUUCUUUCUUUUGGACACUUCUGUCUCCAGGCCGUGAAAAGGUGCCAUUGUUUUUUAAAAUGUCCCUGCCAUGUUUCCCUUCCCUCUAACGUCUUCAGGCCCAUGUCCUAUUUUGUUAGGUAUCUGUGCUGCUGCUGCCAGGCAGUGGGGUGCUUUAUUUUCCUAGUGCACUGUGCCCAGCCUGGGGCCCAUCCCUCCCACUGCUCCCCGCCAUGGCGCUGCUCAGGCCCGGCCCCUCACAUGCCGCAGUGCUGCUGGCCCGAGGUCCACCUGCAGGACGUCUGUGGGCCGUGGGGCUGGAGCCGGCCCGGAACAGCAGGAGGCAGAGUCUGGGAACUGAGGAACCAGAGCUGGCCUGCGAGGGUAGCCCCUCUGUCCACCGAGGCUGGCACCGCUGCCCCUGUGCGGGACUCCUGCAGCACCAGAUGCACAGUGAGCCUGCCCGGGCCUCCAGAGGCGCUGUCAGGGAAGACGUGGCCCCAGCGAGGAAGGGACAGCACCGUACCCGCCACGCGCCUUUUGUCCCCAGCCAAGGUGCUCUCCCCUGGCACAAAGCGCCCCCCUACUGUCCCCAGCGCCGCCCUCCCUCAGGGGUGGUCUCCCUCUGUCACAGGGAGCUGCGGCCACUUCAUUCCAUAGGAAACUACAUUUUUGUAAAGGGAAGAAAUUUAUAGACUGGAGAUUUUUUUUUGCUGUCUUUGGGUCUAAUAAAAUCCACGAAGCCAGGCUUGUGGGCCAGUCUGAGGGCAGCUGCUCGGCCGAGAGGGUGCCGCUAGUUUCAGGUUGCUCCUGAGAGGAGAGGCGCCAGCCUCAGGCCUAGGUAGACACCCAGGAAUUGUCGCCUGUGCUUGUCACCAGCAGUCUUCGGAGGAGGCGGCAAAGGUUCCCGGGGCAUCUGCAGUGGCCUGGAGGAAAGCAAGCUCCCGACACAGGUCCUGGGCCCUGUGGGCUCUGAUGUUCUCGGAUUCGACCAGAAAGUCAGUUUAAAGCAUUUGCUUCAAAGUUAAGUUAUUUAUUUGUAUAUGUCCCGUAAGUAUAGCUUUAAUUUAUACCUGUACAUAUUAGACACACGGACAUCCUGCCCAAUUCUGAGGCUGAUCUCGUUUGGUCACCCUCCCAGAGCAUAUCCCAGCAGUGACCCCGGCCAGGGAUGGCACAGGCACCCCUGUGCUGGGGCCAGGCAGGUGGCGGAGGGCUGCAGGGUACAGGGCAGGCUGCCCGGGUCCAGGGUCUUUAAAGCAUCACCCGUCACCUUCACAGGCAGCUGUGCUCACAGAGUGUGGCUCACCGAGGGGAUGGAGGCCGGGCUUGGGGCUCAGCCCUUCCUGCCACUGUGAGGCACUGGGUCCCUCCCUGGGCUUCUGCUCCUGGCAGAGGUGAGUGGGAUGGCACCGCCUGCAGAGCCCCUCCACUGUGUCCUGUGGUUUUAGCUCCCAGACCAACCCCCACGUAGGGCCGCGCUGUCACAGGACUCACUAGCACCCACUUUGACAGGGUUGGCCUAGCUGUCACCCGCCUCGAGAGUCAGCACCCUGCAGCCAGCCGGGGCCAGCACAGCCAUCCAGAGCCUUCCGGGAGCCCAGGGCCCUCCCUGCCUGCACCAGGAUCCGGCUGUCUCUAAAUAACCACACCCACCCAGCUGGCUGGGGUUCCCACUUCAAGGAUGCCCUGACCCCGGGGACGGUGCUGGUCCCCAGGGCGGCUCUGCGGCUCCAGGGGGCUUGGGGGGCUCCCCUGCACGUCCGGCACGCUCCCACUAAGGCUGUGGCAACACUAAAAUGACAAACCGUUGCCUUCCUCUUUUUUUUUCCUACAAUGAUUUUUAACGGGAAAGAUCAUUUCAAAUGCAGCAUGAGAUUUUCAGCAGGUCACUCCUGGUCCUGUUGUUGCUCUGUUUUUAUCAACCCCGCGGUGGGCCAGGUACAUACUGUGAAAUAAACCACACAUAAAAGACUAGCGUGUGCGUGUGGGGUGCCCAGCCCCCCCAGGGGCUCCUUGCCCCCUCUGCUGCUGCGAUCACAGUGGCCCGGAAAGGCCCACCUCGCAGCUCGGAGUUUCCCCACAGGAUCUUCAGAUCACAACUCUUAGGGACCAAAGGUGUUUUCAAUAAGAUCACCCUCUCAAUUGAUUUUCUAACAAGAAAGGAAAUACUCGCUUUACACUUUAACAUCAGCUUUUACAUUCUAGAUAUCCAGGAUGAAUUGCCCUUGGCCAUACAUUGUAAAAGGUUUCCAUAUUAACAAUGUAAUUAUUGCCUUAUUGUAUUUUUUAAAAACUAAAGUCAUAUUUAACAUUCUCUUUGAAAGAAACAGGCAAACAGGAAAGCUUUUUUAAAAAUUAAAUAUGUUGUUCGUGCCCGUUUGAAAUGACUAUAAAUGUCUUCGCUGUCUGUAUUUAAGUCACAAAGUAGAAAAGAGACUUUGGGAAAGAGACUUGCAGUGACCCCUCUGGGACAGCUUCACUUGAAUCCUCCGCCUUCGGACUGAAUUUCCUUCUGUCCUCCGCGGUGUAGCCUUUGACUGGCGCCUGUGGCGCGACAAUGCGCGCUUAUUGUUAAUAAAAUGAUCCAACC